AAGAUGGCAGAGGAAGAGCCAAGAAAAAAGAUCCCUUUGCUUCCAGAAAAUCUCCUGAAAAAGAGGAAGGCUUAUCAAGCUCUGAAAGCCACCCAGGCAAAGCAGGCGCUUUUGCAAAGGAAGGAGCAGAGGAAAGGAAAAGAGAUCAAGUUUAAGCGACUAGAAUGGUUCCUACAUGAUUCCUGGCGGCAACUACGUGACAGGGUGCGACUCAGACGACUAGAAGUGAAACCUCACGGCUUGGAAGUGCCGGAUAAACAUUCCUUGGCCUUUGUUUUAUGCAUCGAAAGGAUUAAUGGGGUGAGUUUACUGGUGCAGAGGACCAUUGCAAGACUUCGCCUGAAUAAUUUCAGUGGUGUCUUUAUGCAAGUAACUCCUCAAACCAUAAAAACGCUUUGUAUAGUGGAACCUUAUGUGACCUGGGGAUUUCCAAAUUUGAAGUCAGUUCGGGAACUCAUCUUGAAACUUGGACAAGCCAAGGUCAAGAAUAAAAUCAUCCCUUUGACAGACAACACAGUGAUUGAGGAGCAUCUGGGGAAGUUUGGUGUCAUUUGCUUGGAAGACCUCAUUCACGAAAUUGCCUUCCCGGGGAAGAAUUUUCAGGUGAUCUCAGGGUUCUUGAGCCCUUUCCAACUCUCAGUGGCCCAUCACGCUACCAAGAAUAGAGUGGGCUUCCUCAAGGAAGUGGGCUCACCUGGCUAUCGAGCUGAACGCAUCAAUCAGCUCAUCCGGCAGCUGAACUAAACCCAGCAUAUCGGAAAGCACAGUGCAUUGGAAUCAUGUGUUUUUGUUUUAUGGAAUU
Molecule: messenger RNA, 802 nt
Organism: Balaenoptera acutorostrata (minke whale)
Lineage: Eukaryota; Metazoa; Chordata; Mammalia; Artiodactyla; Balaenopteridae
Product: 60S ribosomal protein L7-like 1
Biological process (GO): maturation of LSU-rRNA from tricistronic rRNA transcript (SSU-rRNA, 5.8S rRNA, LSU-rRNA)
Cellular component (GO): cytosolic large ribosomal subunit
Molecular function (GO): structural constituent of ribosome; RNA binding
Source: RefSeq, a predicted model, not a curated record